AGCAAUCUUCCGAUUCGUACCUUGACGUAGCAUAUUUAUGCACAUACGCAAACAAUAAACACAUGUUGUAUGUUGACUUUGAUGUCAGCUUUUAAGGAAAGGCCUAUUUUCAUUCAAGGAAGACUACAGUUUCGUCAGGCGCUUGCAACAAAAUGCACAUGGUCGCUUAAAACAUCAGGAAAGUAACGUUUUCAUGUCGGCGUGAGGAAUGUAAUGCAAGUUUAGCAGUCCGUGCACAGAUGAUGAAGAUAUGAAGAAGAAAGACAGAGGUCAUCGGGAGAAAAGCGAGGGGAAGGGAGUGGAUGACAUUACUUCGAAAACAGCAGGGCUGAAUCAAGACCUCAAGUGUCAAAGCAUUGAUGAGUACCAAUGCACUGGCAACGUGGAAGUAGACUUUCUUGAAGUCACUGCUCUUCUGGGCAUCAGUGAAAUCCCCACGGUAACACAUAGGCAACAAGCAGCUACCUCUCCAUCAUUUGAGAAAGGGGUAGAAGAGAGCCCAUGGGGUCCUAAGCGUCAGUUACUGGUGGACUUGGAGAGCGACGAUCCCAAGAGUGUGAAGGCAGUCAAAGUCUUUGGUUGGAGAACGGAUGAAGUCAUGGUCAAGGCACUGAACAAGAUCUUACCAUCACUCAACCAACUUCAGACGCUACACUUGUGGCAGGCAGGCCUGACGCCGCAUACUCUAGUCUCACUGAGGCCCACCCUACCUCUAUGCUCCAACCUCAGGACAGUGGUGUUAGAGGGCAACCCAGGCAUUAAGGACAGCCUCCAUCUUCUAUUGUCCGAAGACAGCAAUAUUGCCCACUUAUCACUGAGGCACAAUCAGAUUGACAAGGAAGGAGCUUGUCUGAUUGGCUCUGCCCUUUCCACCACCCAGUCCACCAACAAGAACCUCAUCUCUCUCAAUCUGGCCUUCAACUCCAUCGGGGAUGAGGGAGCCAAGCACAUUGCACGGGGUCUGCGUCUCAACCGCUCCCUCCUGUGUCUGUCUCUGGCCAACAACCACAUUGGAGAUGCAGGAGGUGCUUCCCUGGCUGAGAUUUUAAGUCCUUUCCCUAUGUGUCAUGAGGAGAUUGUUGAAAGACGGAGGCUCUUAGCCAGCAGAGACCAAUCCCCCACCCCUAGUGAUCGUCCUCAGUCCAUCCCCAGCAGCUGUUCUGUGGACCAGGGCACCAACAAGGGAGCCAAGGCCUCAGGCAAGAGGAAGGACAAGCCAUCAUCAAUAUCCAUCGCAGGGCCUAAGAAAGACGAGGGGAAAAUGUCCAAAAAAGUGUCUGACAGCAAAGUGCAAGUGCCUCGGACCAAGCAGAAGUCUGAGAACAAAGACAGACGGCAAUCAAUUGUGGACUCAGAGGACAAGAGUGGCUUAGGACAAAAUAAGGCUGAUGGGGAAGGGAUUGCGAGCACCUUGUUGGAUCCGGGCGUGCAGCAUGUUGGAGGGAAAUUCAUCAUGCCUGGCAACACAGCGCUGACUUCCCUCAACCUGGCAGGUAACCUCCUGACAGAGUGCUCCAUGCAGCUCUUCUGCUCCUCUCUGCAGGCCCAGGGAGACGGAGGAGGAGGAGGAGGCGGCGGAGGAGGAGGGGGAGGCCUCCUGCGGCUCAGCCUCAGCAGAAACCGCUGCCCCUCAGACUGCAAGGCCUACCUGAGGAUUCAGGAGGUGAUGGCCCAGAGAGACCCGCUCAACAAGAGCUCAGCCAGUCAGGCUGAGGACGGACAAGGAGUUGCUGAAUGAUCGAAAGCGGCUGAUGAGAUUUCAAUAUUUACCUUUUACUUUUUGUUUUUUAAACAACACAGUUUGCUGUAUGUUCAUUGCUGUAUUAGGUUACAUUGUUGUUAUAGCCUGUUAUGACAUGUUUCUUUCUUAUUUAAGAAAAAAAAAGAU
This is a messenger RNA of Engraulis encrasicolus (European anchovy), 1888 nucleotides long. RefSeq names its product leucine rich repeat containing 71 (gene lrrc71). Gene Ontology annotation, molecular function: protein binding. The record is from RefSeq and is a predicted model, not a curated record. NCBI's taxonomy places the organism in Eukaryota, Metazoa, Chordata, Actinopteri, Clupeiformes, Engraulidae. The transcript has 17 exons. The coding region runs from base 251 to 1738 and encodes 495 amino acids.